CAAAAGAUAACAAACGGAUAGAAGUUGACUAAAACGAGACCUCAUUUUUAUCGAAAAAAAAGAAAAUGGUUUAAUUAACACCUUUUCAUUUGAUAAGAAAUGGGUAGACGAGGCAGAAGACAAGUGCUACAAUUAGGGGAUAGUAGCGAUGGAUUUCUGGCUAAGUAUGGUUACAAUAGACAGGAAGAAGACAUUCCAGGUGGAAACGAUGAAUCUGAAGACGAAGCUGAAGAUGAAGUAGGGUCAAUUGCUCCUCCAGCAGAAAUUAGCAAGCCAAAAGAGAAUGGAAAUGGAGAUCACAUAGAUUCACAAGUGGCAAAUUUUCUGGCACAACUUGAACAUGAAGACAGUAAUGAUUCUUCAGACAGACCUGGGUUUACAAUGGACCCUGAGGCGGCACCUAGUUUUAAACAGAAUCCAGAUCAGAAACCUAGUAACACUAAGGAUACAGAACCAACCUUUGUUUCUAACAAAGCCAGAUCAAUGUAUAAAAACAUGUUUGUGAAGGGAGACUCAGAAUUUACAGGGAGAUCUGAUACGGAGAAAAGUACGACAAAGAAAGAAACAGACGUAGAAUGGCCUGAUGAGCCGACCACAGUCUGGCAGCAGACAUUGGAUGACAAUACACAAUGUUAUUACUACUGGAACACAGUUACAAAUGAAGUAACGUGGGAAAUUCCACCAGGAUUUACAAAGUAUUUACUGCAGAUGAAAUCCUAUGAAGAAAAAGUAGCGAAGCUUCAAAAGGAAGGCAAAGUUAAACCAGUCAAGAAAGUUGAACCAGAAGCCACAAGACCACUACCAGCACAUAUAAUGCCACCAGAGACUAAAUCUCCAGAUGUACCAGUCAAAAAAAAAGAGCCAGAGUUAGAAUCAAAAGAUGACAAAAAAUUGGCGGAUAGUAAAUCAUCACCAAAAAGGGCAUUAUCAGCAUUAGCUGCCUAUGACGAUAGUGAUGCUGAGACUUCUGCAUCAGAAUCUGAAGGAGAUGAUGAUAGAAAGAAGAAAACAAAGAAGAAAGAUGAAGAUGAAGAUAUAGAUUUGGACCUUGAUGAUAUAGAUAAAGCACUAGAAGUCGCUCUAGAAAAGAAAAAGACUGGGAAAGAUUCCAACAGCCCUGACAAAAAAGAUGGCAAGAGUAAAAGUGAACCAAAACCAGCUGCUCCUAAAAAAUUAACUUUAAUAGAUUCAAUAAAGGAACAAAUCAAAUUGAAGCAGGAAACAGAAGCUCGUAGAAAGGCUGCCAUUGAAGAAAUGAUGGCAAGGGAGUUAGAGAGACGUGUUGGACCACCAAGGAAGAGGUCUGGUGAAGAGGAGACUGUGUGGGAUGCUAAAAGACCAAAAAUUGUUGAUUACGGUCACAGUAGGUCAAGGUCACCUGUGACAGAAAUAGGUUCAAGAUUAGAUGAUAGAGAUUCCAGAAGACGACAUGAGAGUCACAGAGAACGUGACAGUGACAGACAUAGUCAUAAAGAAAAAAAGAAAAAGAAGGAUAAAGAUAAAGAUAAGGAAGAUCGUCACCAUAGGGAUGAAAAAAGAAGGGAUCAUGAUAAACAUGAGAAAGAACAUAAGGAAAGAAAGAAAGACAAGAAAAAGGAUAAAGAAGACAAGAGGAGAGAGAAAGAUGAAAGGAAAGAAAAAGAAGAUAGGAAAGAAAAAGAUGAUAGGAAAGAAAAAGAUGAGAAAAAAGAACGAGAUAGAGAAAGAGACAAGGAAAAAGAUAAGGACAGAGAGAGGAAAAAAGACAGACAUGAAGAAAAAGAGAAGAAAAGUUCAGAAAAAGAUCGUGAAAAAUCCGAUAAAAGGACAAGUGAGGAAGCAGAACAAACUGAGAUCAAAUUGAAAGACAUAAAAAAAGAAAAAGAAGAAAAUUCAGAUGAAGGAAAAGGAAAAGAUGAAGAAAUGAUAGAAGUUAAGGUAGAAGUUAAGGAAGAGGUAGAGGAGAAGCCCCCUAAGAAGUCGUUAGAUGUAGAUAUUGAUGAAGAGCUAGAGAACAUUGUUACUGGUACUAUUAAAGCAGAUGUUGAAUUAGCUAAUAAAAAGAUGCAAGCUUCAGAAUUAGCAGAUUUAGCAUUGAGCAAGUUAGAAUUUUUAGAAGUAACAAAGAAAGGGCUAUCAAAGCUGCAGAUUCUCCUAGUAGAAUUAGAGACCAGACACCAGGAUUGGCAAGCUGGUGGAUUGAACACUGAAUUUUAUCUCAUUAAACUAGAGGAAGCAAACUGGCAAUUAGAGCAGUACGAAAGAAGUGCAGCGCCACCUGGAUGGUCGUGUCAUUGGGACAGGUCAUACAGACGAUACUUCUACAUGAAAAAGAGGAGUAAACAGACACAGUGGGAUUAUCCUGAUGACGACGAUGAGGAUGAGGAAGAGGAUGUCAGAGAUUCAUCACCAGACCAGGAACCUACAGUCAACAAGGAUCCAGUCAAAACAGUUACCAGUCAAGUCGAAAGUGAAGUUGUGACCUCAACAACCCCAGAACAAGAUGAAGUAACUUCCACCAAAGAUUCUGUUUCCUCAACAGAGGAUAAUGUGGAGGAACCUGAGAGCACUGUCCAACAGAGGACUGCUCCUAGAGAAUGGCCUGACUAUGAGGAAAGGACUGCUCCUAGAGAAUGGCCUGACUAUGAGGCUGUAACUAAUUUUAUAAGUGGAACAGAAUAUAGUGGGGUUAUAAGGGGAGAACCACCUCCACCAGGGACAGAUUUAGAAUUUCUUCUUACAGCCCCUCCCCCUCCCCCUCCUCCUGUGGAGGAAGACAUGGAGGAGGAAACUUACUCAACUUAUGAUGUCCCAGGACCUCCAGAAGGCCACCUCCCAUGUACUGAUGAUAUCGACGGUGAAAUUAUGGAAGAUGAAAAUGAUUUUCAGGUAGAUGCAGAAGCAUCUGAAUGUGGUAGUAACAUUGAUGUGAAAGAACAAUAUAAUGAAAUAGAACCAGUCCCAGUAGACCCCUCUAUUAUUGCCAGACCCCCUCAGAUAUUUACAGAUAAUCCAUAUCCAUCAUAUUAUGAUCCAAAUACUAUAAGUGAACAGUAUCAGGAGAGUGGGCAAUAUUAUAGCGAAGGUGGCACUGAUAUGCCUGUUACUAUGGAAACAGCUGCCAUUGAAGAUGUUGCUUCUUCACAGCUGGAGAAAGAGAGAAAAAAAAAGAAAAAAGAAAAGCAAUCAGGUGGACAAUUAAAAAAUAAAAAUGUAUCCAACCUUGUACAGAAGUGGCAAAAAGUGAAGAAAGAGGUAGAGAUAGAGGAGCAGGAGAGAGAAGAAAGACAAAAUGCUAUACGACAAAAACUGGAUGAAUGGAAAAAAGAACACAGCUGAAAAAUGAAUAUGUCAGAUGUUGUGAUUUCUGUGACAAUCUUUGUGAUGAUGAAGCACAUUACAGCAUUAUGAUGUCUGGUGAUAGAUUAGUAUUAAGAUGGUGCUUAAUAGAGUAGAACAGUGUCACCUACAGAAUCUCUCAAUGAUUUAAGAAAAAAGGAACUUUUAUGUACACUAGAUCAUCAAGACAUCAAUAUGAAAUCUAUUUUUUUCAACAUGGUUGUAUAUGUUGUAAUGAAUUUAUAGUAAAGAUUUUGUAAAAUUUUUCCCUCGAUAAAAAUGUGUAUGCUUUUUACUUAAUUGAAGUUGUGCCUUUAUCAGCUUGCUCAUGCCUUUUUUUGUAUUAAAUAAUUAUAAAAAAGAGGCAGAAUAGUGAUAUAUUUAUGUCAUGGACUGAUUCUGAAAUUCAACUUUCAUCCUGGAAAGUUCUGUUGCACAGACUCAGAAAUCCUUGAAAAUGAACCAAUCAGAAUGUUCAAAAUUUCGAAAUAGAAUUUCCCUUAAUGCAGCAUUAUUUUUGAUUGUCAAAACUGCAAGUUAGAUGUCUAAUUUGUUUUCAUAUUUAUGAAGAAUGUUGUUAAAAAAUUGUAAAAAGAUUUUAUAAACCUAAGUAAUAGUUGAUACAAGAUGGAAUGAAAUUUUUAUAAUAUUAAAGUAACAAGUGGAUGUAGUUGUCGUGUAGGUCGGUCAUCUACAUUGACAUUCCCUUUACAAUCUUUAUAGUGUUAAUUAUAUAUAGAACACAGCCUGUAUCAAUUUAGUGAUUGGCCUGAACCCAUCCUUCAUUGCAAUAUAGACUUUUUCUGCUGACCCCAUGUUUAGCAAUCUUCAAUCAAUCAAACAAUGUGAACCCAUCAUUAGAUAAAAGUAAGAAACCAGGCAAUGGACAUUAAUCCUGUUACUAGGUUUAUGACUUUGUUAUAAAUACAUGAAAUGUAUCUUUAUAAUUUAGUUUAUGUGUCACACUAUUCAUGGUCUUGUUUUCUCAUUUCUCUUUAAUUUGUGAAAGGAGGGACAGGAGUUAAUGCCUAUUGAUAUUUGUCUUGCCUGCAGCAAAAUUGUAGAUGUGAGAUUUAGGCAUGAUGUUUCCUUGGUUUGUGAUGGGGGCUUUAACAAAUGUUUAAAUUCCAGAUAAGGUUAGUUUAGGGGGAACUAUUGAGGUUUAGUCAAUGAUAUUUGGUAGACACAGUUGUUUUACCAUUGGCACAUCUUAUUUUCAUUGACCCAGAAACUAUUGCAUAUAAUUUUACAUGUUAGUGGUAAGGUAAAUUUACUAAUUGUGAGUUAAUUGCAUUUGGUAAUUAGUUGUUCUUCCAUUGGUACAACUCAUUUCCAUCAAUAUAUUACCCCCACCCCCUCAGUCAGGUUAUUUUAACUUAAACAUUUGCAUUAUACUAUCAAAAUAACACAUAAGCAAGACAUAUCUCUGUGUCAACAGUUUAUGUUACAGUAAAGUUAAAGAAAAUGGGCUAUGUCAUUACGUAUCUAAGAAUGUUUUUCGCUGAUUGUAUGUGCUUUCUAUACAAAUGUUCGCCUAUUUUGAAAGAAUUCAAUCAGUAAUAUUUAAAAAAAAAAAGAAGAGAAAUUCAUUAUUAUUUGAUUUUCAGUUAAAGAACAAAGAGCCAAAGUUGUAUGCAAAAUUUUAUCAAAUCUGUGACAUAACUCAUUUACUGUUUCUUGACCUUAAAGGAAUCCUUUUAUAGGCUUAAAGUCAACAUUGACUUGUAUUUCUGUAUAUGAGGACAGGAUUCCAAAAUUGUGUUGCUGGAAUUAAAAAUUCAAGCACCACAUCUUCAAAUUUCUUUAUCUAUUCAUUGAAUUAGAUACACAAUAUUUAUUCAGUAUUUUAUCUGUUUUACAUGUCUGAAGUAGUGUUCACUUGUUGAAUGAAAGCAUAAUCUGAUUUUAAUGAACAGAGAUUGUGUUGGAAACCGCCGCCAAUUUCAUUUCUCAAUUUCUUUUAAAAGAUACCAGAAAAUAAUCUGAUUUCUGUAGUAUAGUACUACUAUGAGGAAAAGAGAGAUGAUUUAAAAUUAUAUACUUGAUUUUUUUUGUUAGCUAGACAUUGUAAAAUCAUUUGGAUAAUCUGAAAGAUUGUAAAACAACUUCAUUUAAUUUGAUUUGGAGUUUUUCUAGUUAAUUACAAUACUGCCAUAUUUCAAUCAAAUUAAUAGCAUAGUGAUUUUCGUGUAUUUAUUAUACAAUAUGUAUUAAAAUUUUAUUUUACUGCAAAAUGUAAAAAGCUAUAUAUAUACUUUUCUUUAUUGUAAGAAAAAGCUUUUAUGCAAAGUUAUGGCGUUUUGUCAUGUUGAAUAAUUCACUUAGUGAAUAUCGCUUACAAGUGUGAACAUAUCUGAUGUGAAUGUCUGCCUGAAAAAUUAUUUUGUGCACACAAAUAUUUUUAUGAGAACAUUUAAAUGACUUUCAUUUUGUGUUUACAUGAUGGACAAUGUCAUUUGAAGGUUGUGUAUAUGAUUUUUCAUUAGAUGAAAAUAAAUGAUAUUUUUAUGUGAAAAUUAUUACUGAAUGUAUUUAAAAACUAUAAAUCAUUGUAUUCUAAAUUUGUCCAAACAUUUUUAUAAAGAUUUUUUCUUGAAAAAUUUAAAUCAUUUAAUCAACACUUACAGUGUAAGUUAUAUGCAUGGUUUUAAUGUAAAAGUUAUUUUAUUUUUUCAUCUGAAUAUUAAACUGCAAAGAAAGCACAACUCAAACAGUUUUUUUCAAUCACUCUUCUGCAUAUAAAAUGGGUUUUUUUCGUAAGGAUUUGAAUAAAAUAACUCAAGAAACAAAAUUUACCGAUGUUAAGGAUAAAAUAUAUGUACUGAAGUCUUGAUUUGUAUGCAGGUAAGUAUAAAGGGAAGGACCACAUUGAUUCAUUUUACAAGUCAUUCAUAAUCAAUGCAACUUAGAUAUUUGGAAUAAAAAUAUCUUUUGAGCGAUGCUGUUCCUAUAAUCUAAAUUUAAUGGUUAUAUUCCAAAGACUAAUUUUUGUUUUUGCUGGAAGGUUAAAAUUUGAAAUCUUAAAGGAAUAUGUAAUCCAAAUUUUGAAUAUAAUGUUAUGUGAAUAAGUCACCAGGAAGUUAUAGGAUUAUACUUUUGGAGGUUUUGAUUUAAGGGGUAAAGAAAAGCUUAUACAUACCUUUGCCUUCAAAAAGAAGUAUUUUUUAGAUAAUAUAUGAAUAUUGAACAAUAAGGAAUUGAGUAAGGAUAGAAAAGGUCUUAAUUAGAAUGUUUUGUCUUGUUAACACAAUUUUUUAAUAGAAAAACUCAUCAAACCUUCAGAAUUGAAAAAAAAACGUUUUAUUGAGUAGAAAUUAUAUUUUUAAUUUCAUUGGAGGGGGCAUUUAAACAAUCUUGCAGACACAUUUUAGAUCUUUCAGUAAAAACUUUAAAUUUAAAACAUUUAAAAAGAAAAAAAAAACCAAACCUAACCAUCCUUAUUGAUGGAAAAAUCACUUGAGGUAAGUAUUGGUACAAUUGAAUUGUUAUUUGACAAAAAUGAGAGAAAAUCAUGAUUUAUGUUUUGUAUACAGCAACUUUGUAAACGAAACAAAACCUAUGUGAUUUCAUUGUAAAAGCUAAUUCAUUAUUAAAUAUGAAAAACUA
Mytilus californianus (California mussel) is the source of this 6924-nucleotide messenger RNA. Its product is annotated as formin-binding protein 4-like. Gene Ontology annotation, molecular function: protein binding. Bases 100 to 3318 code for a protein of 1072 amino acids. The record is from RefSeq and is a predicted model, not a curated record. The transcript has 17 exons. NCBI's taxonomy places the organism in Eukaryota, Metazoa, Mollusca, Bivalvia, Mytilida, Mytilidae.